Adineta ricciae is the source of this 1080-nucleotide messenger RNA. The record is from the annotation of a GenBank genome assembly. Lineage: Eukaryota; Metazoa; Rotifera; Eurotatoria; Adinetida; Adinetidae.
AUGGAAAACUUAGUGAACACUGAUCAUGGCUUAGUCGGAAUUGCUUAUCUUCCUCAUGGUACCAUGACUUUAGAUCCUAAUCGAGAAGAUCUUCCACAUGGCGCCGAUGAUCUUCAUAGAGCUUGCACUCGAAUCAGUGAAAAGAUAGCACAAUUAAAUCCAGAUCUAAUCAUUCUUUUAACCCCGCAUGGAAUUAAUCUUCACCAAAGUUUGAAUAUUUACCAACCAGGUACUUCAUCCUGUACGGCUAGUGGCAAUGCUGAAUGGAAUGAUCAGUGGAAUGACUUCAGUGUUAAUGUUCAUCUUGAUGGUGAAGCAUCUCAACAUCUAUUUUCUUAUUUAAAACAACACAUGGUAAAAGUUGAAGGAAUGCUAUCAUUUGGUGGACUGAGUACACCAUUAAGAUGGGGUGAAGUUGUGCCGCUUUAUUUUGCUCUACAUCAGAUAGUUUCGAAUGCCAAUGGAACGACAACAUCGUUGAAACAAAUAUCUGUUCCAUCAUCACCGAAAGUUGUUAUCAUUGCACAACCUGCAAAAGGUUCAACAAUGGAAGAACGAGAAUAUUUUAUGGUUGAACAACGUUCCAAACUAGUAGAAUUCGGUCGUUUACUCCGAUCAUGGUGUGAUCAAUCAUCACAUCGAAUACUCUUACUUAUCAGUGGUGACCAAGCUCAUACUCAUGCAUGGUCUCCUCAAUUGGCAACUAUCUAUCAACCUGAUCCUUCAUGCUUUUCGAAAUUUCCACAAGCUGGCACUGAAGAAGCGAGAUCAUUUGAUAAAAUUGUCGAGGACUGGAUGACUGGAAGACGUUCGAAUUCAAAUAAUGACUUAUAUUCUUUGGAUAAGAAACUAAUCGUUGAUGAAGCAGGGCCGAUUGAAAGAUUUGCACUAAGUUGUGGUUAUGUUGGUUCAUUGACACUGCAGGGCGUCUUAGAAAAUCAAACAAUUCAAAACCGAGUUGCAGAUUCUUCUGGAAAAGCAAAUUCAUCAGCAGAUUGGUUGUUAACAGAUUUCAUCUCUGCUUGUCCUACUUAUUAUGGAAUGAUGGCUGCACUGUUUGUUCGUACUAAUAUUGAGUAA